GCAAUAUAACGCCCUCCCUAUCUAUCUCUUUCUCUAUCCCUUUUCUCUUGUUCUCUCCCCCUUUUCACAAAGCCCAACUGACCCUGCGACGUACCCCACCGCCCACACGCUCUGCCAACAACCUUAGUACCUAGCCAUCGUUCAAUUGCCCUUUUCUUUCUUAAUUAUCACCUUCCCGCGAGAAUAUAUCGACUACAACACCAUGGCCCAUUCCUUCUUACGCACACUCCUCGCGUUAGCCACACAGACAUGCCUCUUGCUGACAAUCCUGACGAUGGUUCCUCAGAACCAAGUUUCGGCACAGUUUGGUCUCUCAGUCCCCUGCAACAACUGUCUCGUUAGUCAAAUCAGCACGCUCCCCAGCUGUGUCGGCGUCAAUCUGACGGACCCUGCUCAACAGUCCACGCCCCAGUACCGGACCUGUCUCUGUGACUCGAGCUUCGACUUUAACUGGACUAAAUCCUGCGGCACCAGCUGUCAGACAAACGAACUCCAGAACUUCGAGAGCAAUUACCCCAACCUGCUCAAGACGGGAUUGAACCUGACCUGUGUCAAGCCAACGCCCACAGCUUCGCCUACGCCAACACCAACGAACAGCGCUAUGAGACAGAUGUGCGACAUGAAGGCGAUGCUAGGAUGGACCGUUGUUGUGUCGGCAGUGCUGGCUUUGUUGUCGACCCUUUAGAGGAGGGAUGACCAAAAAGAUGGUUGCAACCACUCUGGCAGUUUCGAGCGAGGGGCGCUCUAGCUUUCGUAAUUCCACCAAGGUCUCCUACCUAAUAAAUUAUAUGGGUGUACCGUAUUCACAUUGGUGGGCUGUAGAAGGGAGUGAGCUAUGUACUUUGUAUUCUGAAUAAGAGGCUGAACACAGGGGGAGCAUGCGGGGAAGAGGAGAGAGAGAGAGAGAAGCGGUCAAAGCAGCGAUCCGAGAUAACGGCCCUUUAGUUUGAUAGGGCUGCUUGUUUGUCAACGAAGGAAAGAACGUGACAAUCUGGGCAUCCAAUGCGGCGGUAUUGCUUGGCCCAGGGUAAGAGGUGGUGCGAAUUGCCAAAGAAAGAAAUGAAGCGAAAGAAAAUGCCAAGG
Gamsiella multidivaricata is the source of this 1083-nucleotide messenger RNA. RefSeq lists its product as uncharacterized. The record is from RefSeq and is a predicted model, not a curated record. The transcript has a single exon. Lineage: Eukaryota; Fungi; Mortierellomycota; Mortierellomycetes; Mortierellales; Mortierellaceae. Bases 203 to 685 code for a protein of 160 amino acids.